Molecule: messenger RNA, 392 nt
Organism: Camellia sinensis
Lineage: Eukaryota; Viridiplantae; Streptophyta; Magnoliopsida; Ericales; Theaceae
Source: RefSeq, a predicted model, not a curated record
GAGUGUCUUUUAAAAAGACCGGCCUGUUGAGAGGACUGUUGCACAGCAGGCGAAAGCUAGAAAAGAGAAAACAGAGAGAGAGAGAGAGAGAGAGAGAGAGAGAGUAGCAGAAUGGCUUCUUCUACGACGCGGCAGAGACGGCCAGUGCCGUCGGAUCUUUCUUCAUCGUCGUCGUCUACGUCGUACACGAAGCUCGAAAAGCCGGAGAGAUCGGACGGCGGAGACGAGGUGGACAGGGGAUUGGGGUGGACUUUCCCACUGUUGGCCCUAGGUGUGCUAAGGUACAUGAGCGCUACAUCGAACAUCAUACAUGAUUGCGACGAGGUCUUCAACUAUUGGGAGCCUCUUCACUAUCUCAUCUACAAAUCUGGCUUCCAGACUUGGGAAUACAG